Sphaerodactylus townsendi is the source of this 4431-nucleotide messenger RNA. It is a transcript of the gene NR6A1, whose product is annotated as nuclear receptor subfamily 6 group A member 1. The coding region runs from base 198 to 1721 and encodes 507 amino acids. Gene Ontology annotation, biological process: regulation of DNA-templated transcription. Gene Ontology annotation, molecular function: zinc ion binding; DNA-binding transcription factor activity; sequence-specific DNA binding. The transcript is spliced from 11 exons. The record is from RefSeq and is a predicted model, not a curated record. Lineage: Eukaryota; Metazoa; Chordata; Lepidosauria; Squamata; Sphaerodactylidae.
UCCGCCGGCCGGCCGGCCAGCCAGUUGCGACCGAGAGAGCGCGAGCAGCGCCUGCGAGAGAGGCGAGGAAGGACCGGGGACGAGCGAGGCCGGCGCUGACAGGAGCGAGCGAUGGGGGCGCUUGGGCGCCGGGUCAGUCUCAGGCUGCUUCCUCCGCCGCCUCCCCGCAGGGGCCCUGCCUGACUGACCGGCCCGCCAUGGAGCCGGAGCCCCCGCCGGGCGCCCCCAACGCUGGAGGGGGAGGGCGGAGGUCAGCGCCCCCACCUCCCCCGCCGCCCCCACCCCCCGGACCGCCGCCGCUGCCGCCGCCACCUCAGCCGCAGAACGGAUUCUGCCGAGAGUCAUCAGCUGAGCAUGAUCCACCUUCUGCUACAGAUGUUGAACAGAUGAACGUUUCUUCUCCUGUGCUUCCUUUGAAUUCUGGCAAUGACCGAGUCGAUCAGCGAACUUGCCUUAUCUGUGGAGAUCGCGCAACGGGGCUGCACUACGGUAUCAUCUCCUGUGAGGGCUGCAAAGGCUUCUUCAAGAGGAGCAUUUGUAACAAGAGGGUGUACAGAUGCAGCAGAGACAAGAACUGUGUCAUGUCCCGCAAGCAGCGCAACAGGUGCCAGUAUUGCCGGCUGCUCAAGUGCCUCCAGAUGGGGAUGAACCGGAAAGCAAUCCGAGAAGAUGGCAUGCCAGGAGGCAGGAACAAGAGCAUUGGGCCUGUCCAGAUAUCUGAGGAAGAGAUUGAGCGCAUCAUGUCUGGGCAAGAAUUUGAAGGGGAAGCCAAUAUCUCUUGGAGCAACAACGGGGACAGUGACAACAGCUCUCCUGGCAACGGCGUGUCUGAGAGCAACCAGCCCUCCCCUUUCUCAACUCCAUCUUCAAGUAGGUCUGUGGAGCUGAAUGGAUUCACUGCACUCAGGGAUCAGUACAUUGGGACACCAGUAUCUGCACACCAUCAGUACCUUCCGCACCUUCUGAGCUGCCCUGCUCAUACCGCCCUGCUGCCACCUCAGCCUCGAAGCCUUGACCCUCAGUCCCAUGGCCUCCUCAUCAGCCAGCUGGUGUCAGCAGAGGACUUGGAGCCCUUGAGCACCCCAAUGCUGAUUGAAGAUGGGUACAAGGUGACUCAGGCCGAGCUCUUUGCGCUGCUCUGUCGGCUGGCGGAUGAGCUGCUGUUUCGGCAGAUAGCCUGGAUCAAGAAGCUGCCCUUCUUCUGUGAACUCUCCAUCAAGGACUACACUUGCCUCUUAAGCUCCACAUGGCAGGAGCUGUUCCUGCUCUCCUCCCUUACAGUUUACAGCAAGCAGAUAUUUGGGGAUCUGGCAGACGUGACUUCCAAGUACUCUCCCUCGGAUGAUGAGCUGCACAGAUUCAGUGAAGAGGGGAUGGAGGUGAUGGAGCGGCUUAUCUACCUGUAUCGCAAGUUCAACCAGCUGAAAGUCAGCAAUGAGGAAUAUGCAUGUAUGAAAGCCAUUAAUUUCCUCAAUCAAGAUAUCAGAGGCCUGACAAAUGCAUCCCAGCUGGAGCAGCUGAACAAAAGAUACUGGUAUGUCUGCCAGGAUUUUAUGGAGUUCAAGUACCCGCAUCAGCCAAACCGCUUCCCAGAUCUGAUGAUGUGUCUGCCAGAGAUACGCUACAUUGCAGGGAAAAUGGUGAACGUCCCACUGGAGCAGCUGCCCCUCCUGUUUAAGGCUGUGCUGCAUUCCUGCAAGGCCAGCAUGAGCAAAGAGUGAGCUCUCGUUGCACCCCACCCAUCCCUUAACUCUGGUGCCUCCGGCAAGGGGAAAGAAGAGGAGCCCACGGCCCAGGCGGUUGGGAAUGGCCGUGGCAGGGCAGUGGGUCGCCUUGCCAUCGUAGCAAGAAAUCUUUUUUUUAAACCUUGUUUCCUAUAAUAUUUAUUUCACGACAGAGUUGAAUGUAUGAUCUUCAACACAGCGUGUUCUCUUGCAGUUUACAGAAUGUGAAGAUGUUUGUUGCAGUGUUUUAGGGUUAGAUCUUUUGUACUGGGGGGAGGGUGGGCCGGGGUCGAUGACUAAGACUACCUCAAGGAGAAGGUGCUGUUCGGGAACUGCUCUUUCCAUGGGCCGCACCCAAAGUGUUCAUCCCAUCAAGCAACCUGUUGCCCUUUGCAGCCAGGAUCUGUUCCGCCCUAGAGAAAUGCCAAGCUAAAGGGUAGGCAUGGCUGGCCAUUUCCAGCCACUCCCCAGUUCUUUUGCUGCAAUAAAUAGGCCAUAGAACCUCCCCGGAUGGUUCUUCAAGUAUCUUCACCCUUCCUUCCUUCCUUCCUUCCUUCCUUCCUUCCUUCCUUCCUUCCUUCCUUCCUUCCUUCCUUCCUUCCUUCCUUCCUUCCUUCCUUCCUUCCUUCCUUCCUUCCUUCCUUCCUUCCUUCCUUCCUUCCUUCCUUCCUUCCUUCCUUCCUUCCUUCCUUCCUUCCUUCCUUCCUUCCUUCCUUCCUUCCUUUUCCUUUUUUUCUUUUUUUCUUUCUUUCUAGUUUAAAGUCCCUGCAGGUGCUCCAUAAUUGGCAGCUCAGUUUAUGUUCCUGCAUACGGGUGCAACUGUAAGAAGGAAACAUGGUAGCUGGAACAAAAGGUGAUAGGUUAUAAGGUAUACUUGCCUGCCUUACAGUUUGCAAAAUAUCACACCACCUUGGCUGUUGAAAGGGCUACGCAGGCUUGCCCGCAUUAAGAGGCUUUAACGCAAAUUGCUUGAACUUGAAAAGGCUUUCUCCACCACCACCAAAUGUUAAGGCUGCAGAGUCCUCCAGGCCCCAGAUCCUUUUGCAAGCUUGAUGCUUGGCACCUCUCUAGGGUUGAAUCAGAUGCAGGUUGGUGUGGGAAUGCAGAUGGACAAGGCAUGCUGAAAGGCGAGCCUGCCUCAGGCCUUGCGAAAUGCCUCCUCCAUCUUUGGCUUUGGGGCGCUCUCCCAUGGGACGAAGCCUGACUUGGCGACACCAAGGAAAAGCCUAUUUUGUUGAUCUUCCCUCUCAAUGGUUUUGAUGCUGCUGCUGCUGCUGCUGAUUGCCAGCAAAGUGAAAAACGGGUAACGGCUGCUGCUGCGACCAGAUUUGUUGCUUCGUGACCCUUCAGACUGGAGUCACGAUCCCUUUGCUUUGUUCCUGUUGAUCCAAAUAGCGGUUUUUUUUCCUCAGGAAGGCCUUCUACUUUGACACAAUAUACCUCAAUGGGCAGCGGGAAGAUUAGAACAUAUUCUCUGUGUGUCUGUCGGCCUGCCUGUCAGAACAUGGCUGUAUUUUUGUUUUUGUAAAGAGCUUUCCACAAUAUGGCUCGUUAUCCUUUGGGUUGCUCGUGUUCAUCAGGGAUACUUAUAUUGCACAAACGGAAGCUGGACCCCCCCCCACUGCUGAUGGUUUUUUUCAGCAGUGUUAAUAAGGGUUGUUGUUUUUUUUAAGCUAAUAGAUCUAUGGCCACAUGUUUGCUAUAACCCCCCCCCCCCCACCACCACCAUCUUUCCCCUUUCAAAGGUGGCUUGACUUAGGAGGAGCACAUCAUACUAGUUUGCCUUGAGUAGCUGGAGCUGUUAGUGGGGGCGGGGGGGGGGGGUUUGCCGCCCAUGUUCUCUGCUCCUUCUUUUCAGUGCUAGCAGCAGUUUCCACUGACAAAGACUGUUUAUGUCUCUGGAACGAAAAAACCAAACUGAGUUAACACGAGGCAGAAGACUAAAUCUUUAACGGCAAGCUCAGAAGGUAGCUUGCUUUGCGACUGGCAGUUAAUGCCUCCUGCAACCAGAGUCUAACUAACGACGGGGAGUUUGGCUGAAGGGUAAAGUGAAUGUAAUGCAUUGCGGACUCAGGUAUUAUGUGAAGAAAAUAGAACUGUAGCUAGAGGCGUAGAGACCGUAGGUCACUCACUAGAUGGAUUUAUGAAUUUGGUUUGAAGGACACCCUACAAAGGUUGGAAUUUUUUUUUGUACUAUUCUUCACUCAUCAGUCAUUUCCCCCCACCCUGCAAAGGGACGUAAGCAAUACGGUAGCGAGUGCUUGGGAGGUUAGCGGGGCACUGGGGUGAAGGAGAACAGAGUAAGAAGAUCCCACAUCCAUUAUCUUUGGCUCUUCCUCCUGGGCCUCUGGCUUUGAAAAAUCCAUCUGCCGUAGCAGGGCCCUGCUAGUUUUUUUCAACAUGGCCUAAUUUUUAUCCCUUCCUCGGGGGAAAAAAAGAAUGGCUAGGCCAACUCCUCUCCCCUGGUAAAAACUUGGGCCACAGGAGUUGCUUCCAUAAAGUCAGGCUGCUGUAGCCAUCUCUUUAGAACUAGGUAGCCACCCAAGCAGCACACGUCUCUCUCCAGACACCACUUCCUCCUUCGGAAGCUGAACAGGGAGCCUGAAUUCCCCUUUGCCAUUCAGUCCAGUCCUUCAAACCAACUUUUUUGUUGUUUAUAAACUUGAACUUCUUUUGUCUUUUAUUUUAUUUCUAAAGGAAAACAAAC